Podarcis muralis (Common wall lizard) is the source of this 4221-nucleotide messenger RNA. The record is from RefSeq and is a predicted model, not a curated record. NCBI's taxonomy places the organism in Eukaryota, Metazoa, Chordata, Lepidosauria, Squamata, Lacertidae.
CUUCCUAGAGAAGCCAGGAAAGAUCUUCUUUCCUCUUCCCUUCAAUGCCCUGGCGAGGAAUCCUUUCCUGUGUUUUGCCACAGAGGAAAACCAGAGCCUUGGCAGGACAUUGCCCAGAGGGUUUGCAGGGCAGCAGCUGCUGCAAGGAGCUGGGAGAAGGCCCAGUCGCCAGUCGAAAAGGCCCCCAACUUUUCUUUAGGUACCAGUUUGGCAAAAAGAGACUCCGAUUCUCAUGUUUGAAUGCUUAGCCAUCUGCCCCGGCACAAUGUUUCCCUCAGAUGUGUGCUAAGCCCUGCGAGUUUGAGAGCCACGGCUGAGGGAAGGCCAAGACGAAAUGGCCGCUGAGGAAGGAGGCGCCUCACCAUCCCUGAGCCUGCAGUUCCGGGUUGCGCUCGGACAGCACGGCGGGAUAAAAACAGAGGCCCAGGACCCUGCUGACGCUCACGAUAUCCAGAUGGUGUGCGUCGGCGAGCCUCAUGGGUGGACUGCCUCGACCCAUGUCAAGCCGGAACUGGAGGAAGUGCAUUGGGAAACCCGAGAAAACGAGGUGUUCUUGAAGGCGAGGCCAUCCCCUCGCACAGGGUGGGGAAGCCUGCCACCGAGUCAGGAGGCCCUGCCUUGGGACGGGGUCAAAGUGUUCCCCGCCUCCUUCGAGGGAGCGCUCACGACGUGCAAAUGGCUGGCCAGAGAGUGGGGGUCUCGACAGAGGACACCCGCCUCCGAAAUGGAAGGGCAGCAAGCGACUGGCACGCCAAACGGUGCCAGAGCGAGGAGGGGCAGCAGGAAAGGGAAGGCCCCUGUUCUUCUGAGCGGUGCGGUCGGGGCAGAGGCCCAGCGCCAGCAGUUCAGGCGCUUCUGCUACCAAGAGGCCGAGGGUCUGCACAACGCCUACGGCCAACUCCGGAGCCUGUGCCAUCGGUGGCUGAAGCCGGAGAAGCACUCGAAGGAGCAGAUUGUGGAGCUGGUGAUCUUGGAGCAGUUCCUGGCUGUCCUGCCCCCGGAGAUGCAGAGCUGGGUCAGGGAACGGGAGCCUGAGACCUGUGCCCACGUGAUCGCCCUGGCUGAGGAUUUCCUGCUAAGGCAACAAGAGGCAGAACAAUUGGGGCAGGAGGUGACUGGGGCGGUGGCCGGCCUGAAGUUUGGGAGGUUCACGUGGGAAUUUGCUAGAUUAGGAGCUGGGACCCUUUGUGGAGGUGAUGGUGAAUUCUCCCGAGGGAGAGCAAGUUCCAUUGGAUGCUUGGCAGAGUCCACUCUUCAAGGAGAUCAAGCAGAAGGGCGACAGAGAUGCAGAAACAAUCGCCGUACGAUGUCCCAGGAAGAGGAAGAGGUCGGGCAGCAAAGAGGUUCGGAGUUAGCGGAAGCACGCAGGAUGUUCCUGGGCAAAUCCGCCGGCCGCCUCACGCUGAGGUGCGAGAGCUUUGAGGAAGCUUGCGGAUCGAAGCGGCAGCAGGAGUGGCUUCCCGCGGUGACAUGGGAGGAGCCGUCGCACCGGUCGGAAGCCGACGGGCCUGUUCCCGAGGCGGCGCUCCACGGCGUGGCGGUCAAGUACCUUUGCCCCGAGUGCGGCCGGAACUUCCAGCACAAAUCGACCUUAAUCCGCCACCAGAAGAUGCACACGGGCGAGAAGCCCCACAUCUGCCUGGAGUGCGGGAAGAGCUUCCGCCGCAGGGACAAGCUGAUCCGCCACCAGAGGAUCCACACGGGGCAGAAACCCCACGAGUGCGCCGAGUGCGGGAAGAGCUUCCGCGAGAGGGGGAAGCUCACCAACCACCAGAGGAUCCAUACCGGCGAGAAGCCCUACGCCUGCCCAGCCUGCAAGAAAACCUACCGCUGGAAGGAGGAGUUUGUGAAGCACCUGAGGAUCCACACGGGCGAGAGGCCCUACGGGUGCGUGCUCUGCGGCAAGGCCUUCAUCAGCAAGGCCCACCUGGUCUCCCACCACCGCAGCCACACCGGAGAGAAGCCCUACGAGUGCGCCGAGUGCCGCCGGCGGUUCUGCAGCAAGCAAAGCCUCGCCAAGCACCAACGGGUCCACGCGGAAGAGAACGCCUACGAGUGCCAGGACUGCGGGAAGGUCUUCCGCUAUGUUUCGAACUUCGCCAAACACCAGAGACUCCACACGAGCGACAGGAUCCUCACUUCCCUUCCAAACCGCUUGCAUGUCUGCACACCCAGCAGCUUCGUGAGGUCAAAAGCUUCACAGUCUGGGCUUGCGGAAAGAACUGGUAACUUGGGCUCGGGCGGACAUUUGCCGGGAAGAAAUAAAAUGGCAGCCAAGCCGAGGGACGGAUUGGUGCUGGGUCUCCAGCCCGAGGCUGGGCCUCAACAGGGAGUGAAAUUGGAGCAACCGGACCUAGCAGCCCUUGACCCAGGAGUGGGGAACGGCCCGCACGUCAUACAGGCCAGGAAUACCAGGGAAUUCUGGGAGAGAAACAUGUCGGGCCACGUCAAGCAGGAGCCACAGAAGGGGCUGCAGCAGCCAUGGGAGGCCCAGCUGCAGGAGUUCCUCAGAGCGAUGGAGUCUUCCCACUCCGACGGGAGAAACCAGCACCAGCGGACAUUGGCGUUGCGGGAUGAGGCCCACCCCGUCCUGCCUCCUUCGGUGGGAAUGGAUGGCGCCAGGCUGCAUCUGAGGAGAGAGAUGACAACCCCUCUCCUGCCAGGGCCCUGCAGAGAAGCCCAACAGCCAGCUAACAGCCUCUUGGCCAAAGAGACAGGAGAGUCCGGGAAAGUCAAGGAAGAGGUCCUGAAGGAGGAGGAGAACGGCGUGGCCACUGGCAUGGAUGCUGAGCGCCAGCGCUUCCGGCAGUUCGGCUACCAGGAGGCUGAGGGGCCUCGAGAGACUUGCAGCCGCCUCUGGGAUCUUUGCCACUGGUGGCUGAAGCCGGAGAGGCGCAGCAAGGAGCAGAUCCUGGAGCUGGUGAUCCUGGAGCAGUUCCUGGCUGUCCUGCCACCUGAGAUGCAGAGCUGGGUCAGGAAAGGCGGGCCAGAGAGCUGCUCGCGGGCGGUGGCCUUGGCGGAAGACUUCCUGCUAAGGCAGCGGCCCGAGGAGCAGCGGCCCGAGCAGGUGCCGGGGGUGUCCAAGGAGGGGUCUGCCAAGAUCCCUGAAGUGGAGGCGUCUCCCUUGGGUGCCUGGCCAAGGCCUCUCUUCAGAGAGAUCAAACAGGAAGGUGACAAAGAAGCAGCCUUGCUGGCAGGAGGUGGGCAGGAGCAGAACAUACAAGAAAAUGCCAGGAAACGGGAACCGCACUGGGUGCUGCCAGGAAGGGGCGGGCAGAAUGCCUCUGGCUGGCCCAAUCGGGGCGAAGCGUCUGCCAGCCAGGAGGAAGCGUACCCCGAGAAAGAACAGGACAAGUUUAUAAAUUCCCAGGGCAGGUACGUGGAAUUCGAUGGGAAUGCAGCCCAGCUCACCGUCCCUGCACCAAGCGAGUCGCAGAAGCCGGCUCAUGAGAGGCAGAAGUCCUGCGCCCACUGCGGGAAGGACUUCCAGCUGAAGUGCAACCUGCAGGCCCACGAGAGGACCCACACGGGCGAGAAGCCCUACAAGUGCUCCGUCUGCGGGAAGGGCUUCAGCACGAGGGCGUACCUGAUCACCCACGAGAGGAUCCACACGGGCGAGAAGCCGUACCAGUGCUCGGACUGCGGCAAGAGCUUCUGUGACAACUCCAACCUGAUAGUCCACCGGAGGACCCACACGGGCGAGAGGCCCUACAAGUGCACGGACUGCGGGAAGAGCUUCCGGGAGAGGCCGGUGCUCAUCCGGCACCAACGGAUCCACACGGGAGAGAAGCCCUACAAGUGCAGGGACUGCGGCAAGAGCUUCAGCCAGAGCUCGGGCCUCCUGGUGCACGAAAGGACCCACACGCGAGAGAAGCCCUACACGUGCACGGACUGCGGGAAGAGCUUCGGCGGCAACUCGAACCUCAGGGUCCACAUGAGGAUCCACACCGGGGAGAAGCCCUACAGGUGCUCGGACUGCGGGAAGAUCUUCAGCGACCGCUCACUUCUUGUGCGGCAUCAGAGCACCCACCAAGAGGGGAAGUGUUAGAAAAGGGCGGGGGAACAACACACAAACUGGAGUUUCACAGUUCCAUACUGUCUAGGAAAAUGACAUUUUGAUGCACACAUGUACCCCACUCACACGUACAGUGGUACCUCAGGUUAAGUACUUAAUACAUUCUGGAGGUCUGUUCUUAACUUGAAACUGUUCUUAACCUGAAG